Messenger RNA from Sebastes umbrosus (honeycomb rockfish), 4545 nucleotides. RefSeq names its product scavenger receptor cysteine-rich type 1 protein M130. The coding region runs from base 13 to 3891 and encodes 1292 amino acids. The record is from RefSeq and is a predicted model, not a curated record. The transcript has 19 exons. Gene Ontology annotation, cellular component: membrane. Lineage: Eukaryota; Metazoa; Chordata; Actinopteri; Perciformes; Sebastidae.
GCUGUGGUGACAAUGUGGUCCCUCCUUCUCCUCCUCUACACAGCUUUCACUGAGCCGCUGAUCACACAAGGUGACAACAGGCUGAUUCUAAUCAAUGGAAGCCACCCAUGUGAAGGCUACAUUGGCAUGUACCAUGACGGCCAGUUGGGCUACGUUGGACAUAAGACCUGGAGCGAUAACAUUGAAAAAGUGGUGUGCAAGAGCACUCAGUGUGGGGUACCUAAGGACAAGUCAAUAAAGAUGGCACCAUCGUACACAUGGAACAAAGUCUGGGUCAAUGAAGUAAACUGCACUGGGGAAGAGCAUCACCUGUGGGAGUGUAACUAUCCUGGUUGGAAAACCAGCUCCGUCGACGAGAGAACUCUGACGAAGAUCCAGUGUUCAAAUGAAAUCAAAAUCAGCCUGGAUGGAUUUAGAUGUGCGGGAGCCGUCAAGUACCAGAGCUCCACCGAUGAGAGGGAAACAGACUCUGGUUACCUGUGUGGUGAUAACUGGGGAAAAGAUCAAAAAGAUCUUUUGUGUAAAACCCUCGACUGCGGUGAAUCCAAGGAUCCUCCUCAUGAGGACUGGAUGGAUUGGAAAGAAUUCGAAGACUCAAAGAGGAUGAAGAUCAACUGUUCAGGCAUGACAAAUGUAACUCAUCUGUGGCAGUGUGCCCCUAAGGAGGAAAAAUUAUGCAAAAAAACUGCUUCUGUCAUGUGCGCAGAUUUUAAGAGACUGCAACUCCAAGGAAACCCAUCAAAUGUCUGUUCUGGGCGGCUGGAGGAAAUGAAAAGUAAUGUCUGGAGUAACUGGAGUGAACCUGUUAGCACCAGCAAAACUGGUCCUGAUGUGUGGUGCCAGCAAAUGCACUGUGGUACCAAUAUGAAUCACAGUACCGACAAUGGGACCACAAAUCUCAACUGCUCAGACAAUGUUAAAGUGGUUCUGAUAUACAACAACCAACCCAGCAAGUGCUACGGUGCAGUUAAUAUUGAAGUGAAUGGUAGUCGUAGCCCCGUGUGUGCCAACACCUGGACCCAGAAGGAAGCUGCAGUGGUUUGCAAAGAGCUAGACUGUGGGGAUGUGCAUAUUGAAAAAAAGAAGCCUCCAGGAUCAGUCAAGGGGAUAAUGGACAAUGUCAAUUGCUCAGGCAACGAAGCGUCACUGUGGCACUGUAGCGCCAAGCAUGUCAGCUCAUGUUCUUCCGAGGCCUACGUAGUCUGUUCAGAUAGUAUGGAAGUGAGAUUGGCGGACGGUCCUGGAAAAUGUGCCGGGAGAGUGGAGAUCCAGUAUGAGGGCCGAUGGCAACGGGUCCAUGAGAGAGCACAGAAUUUAAAUGCUGUCUGCAGAGAACUGGGCUGUGGGAAUGAAAGAAAUUCGACCAAAAGAACUGAAAAGUUCUUCCAGGGCUCAGGUGAUUUUCUGACUGUAACAUGCAAGAGUACCGCCAAAAACAUAUCCGAGUGUACACUGCAGACGGAUGAAGGCGUGAAGGAGAAGGCGCAGGCGCAGGGAAUAACCUGUGAAGAGCACAAGGUGGUGAUACUGAAGGGAGGUGAUUCCUGUUCUGGCCGGGUGGGGAUAAAGCACGGCAAAAACACCAAAUGGCUCUCCGGCUCUAACGAGACAUGGAACCAACAGUCUGCAAACACAGUGUGUCAGCAGAUGCACUGUGGGAACGCCUUAUCCUUUAACUCCGAGUCUAGUGCUGAUAUCCAGAAAGAUGUUUGGGCUGAAUCUUACAAAUGCUCAUCCGACACCAAAUCUCUGUUUGACUGUAAAAAAAACAAUCUGACCACCAAACUGCCAUCUGACCACGGAAACACUAGUGCCACUGUGAAAUGCUCAGGAAAACUCGAAGUGAAGCUGAGCAAAGGCUGCUGGGGGAAUGUCAGUGUUUGGGUGGACGGCAAGAAGAAUGGAAGUGUGUGCGCAGACAACUGGGAGAAGAAAAAGUCUGAGAUGCUGUGUAAAAACCUGGACUGUGGGGACAAAGUCCUGACACGAAUCACCGAGCCUGGAGAAAGUAAGGCCCUCUUCACAAGUUUGCACUGUACAGACGAGGCGACCAGCCUGACCCAGUGCAACUUCGUCAGGAAUGAAAGGGGUAUCAGCUGUGAACAAGCCUAUGUUGUUUGCUCAGGUAGCGUCGAGUAUGGAUUUAGUGAUACCAGAGAUAAAUGUUAUGGAAAUGUGGUGGUGCACUAUGAAGGCCGGAGGCUCCCAGUUUGCAAACCUGCUCUUGACAUCAAAACACAACACAUCAUCUGUGAGAAGCAGAAAUGUGGUCAGGCUGUCAAAGAGAUUGACUACUUCGGACCAAAGCCAGUAGAGAAUUAUUUAAUUUCAAAUAUAACUUGCGAUAACAAGUCAAUAACAUCAUGCAAUGUCAAGCCAGCGAUGACACUCUGCGAAUUAGGUGGCCUCCAAUGCUCCGACUGGAGAAAGAUGGCGCUGACAAUGGGCAAGGCCUGUAGUGGAGAUGUGUUUGUUCACUCGAAGGAGGAGAAAAUAAGUCCUGUUUCCUCUGAAGGCUGGAGAGCAACUGAGAGGGACAGACUCUGCCAGGAUUUGCAAUGCGGCAAAUACAGGUCAAAUAAAACGACUCCAUUGACUCAAUCCGUUCUCUGGUCCACCAGCUUCAGCUGCGAAGGUGUACAGAAACCAGAGAACAUCUGGGACUGUGAGAAUCAAACCUCGUCUUCACAGGGAAACACAACAGAGCAGCUGAAAAUUGAAUGUGAAGGUGAGCCCAGUGUCAACCUUUCACAGACAUGUCGUGGUGAAGUGAAGAUAGAUGGCAUUGAGGUUUGUGCCGAUCAGUGGAAAGACAAAUAUUCCCAGUUGGUUUGCCAGGAAAUGAACUGUAGCAACGCUGUUCCUGAUUUCUUCCAUGGUGAAAAUCCUAAACCGGGGAAGCAGUACUUCCAUGUCAGCUGUGAGGAGAACCAUUUUAAACUUGGCCAGUGCAAGAGAGUCAAAAAAGACUGUAAAGGAAGAUUGGUGUCUGUUAACUGUGUUAGCCAAAUCAAGUUCGACACCUCAGAAAAAUGUGGAGGUCAGAUUAAAGUCAACUAUCGAAAUAAAUGGGAAUACGUGUGUCCCCUGACGUCAUUUCCAUCGAAACUUAUGGACUCGCUGUGUGUUGAGUGCGAUGGUCACAAUAGAAGCAUAAAAACACCUCAGAAUGAAUCAGUGGUGACCUUGGAAACAACGCUGAAUUGCGCCAGCAAUACCCAGGACAUCAAGUACUGUGUCCGCACCCAGUCCUGUAAAGAUGUCAAAGCAGCUGAGAUCUACUGCAACGAGUAUGUGUUCCCAACAAUCCCCGAACCUAAACGCAUCCCCGACCGCACAGUGGAAAUUAUUGUGGGAGUAGGAUUUGUUCUGGUUCUGGUGGUGUUGAUUGUCGUAUUUAUAAUAAUCUGCGUUGUCAGGAAAGCCAAGAUUUUCUCAUCGAGAAAGUUGCAGAGAAAAGAAGUGGAGUUUGAAAGUGGCGACUACGACGACGUCACGAGCAAAGCAAACGAAAUGGAGGUCUUGAGUGGUGGCAGAUUCCCAUCGGAGACUGAAGUCGUCACGGAGAACGACGCGCGGAGCACUUCCUCUUUUCCUUACGAUGAUAUCGAUGACAUAGCCGUGGCUCAGCCCCUGACCUCUAAGGCCGCCACCGCCGCUGCCUCAGGAGACAACGACAACCAUGAGGGUGACCUCCAUCAAAGCGCAGAUGGGGUGAUCUACGAGGUAGACGACCCGCAGGAGAAUUACGAGGACAUCGAAGCCAAAAUCAUUCAGACUGAAGCUGAAGUCCACAACAGCCCCCAAACCACACCUGAAAGCAACGCAGCGCCACCUCCAGGAUUAGAGCAGGGGGAUGAGGACUACCUGGUGCCAGGCCAAGACGGGUGAGCCAAAACUGGGUUUAGCUGGCAAAGCAGAUCUCCCCAAAACCUAGCUCCCAUUUACUCUGACAAGAAGGUACCCAAAAUAUCCAAAUUACAGACGGACCAACAAUAUUAUUGUAGAGGAAUCUUUAGAUGAAGCAGAAAUUUGCUGCAAUAUUUAACUUAAAAAAACAACUUUAAAUUGUGUGUAUAAAAAAGAAAUUCAUCCUCGAUAAAACAAGUGGAAUUAUGCAUAUUCUGAAAUACUGAUCAUUUCCAACCAGACAAGAUUGUACAGUUUAUGAAUAGAAAAACAAGGCAUUUCCUGUGUCUACCAAAAACAUAAUCUGAUUGUGUACUGCUUAUUUGUAUACUUUAUCUCUUUCUUUUUUUUUUACUGUUUAAUCAAAUGUACAAUUAUAUCACCGGUGAGGAGAACGAGUGGUAAAAUGUCCUUUUUCUUCAAAUGUUCAAAAUUAGAGUGAUAGGAAGUUAUUACAACUUUGUAUCUCUUUCUUUCUUUGUUUUCAUUGUAAAAUCUUCUGCCUGUUAUUGAUUUUAUGGCUUUUAUGAAAUGUGCUGCAAAUGUUUAACAUAUAUGUUUUUUUUUAUUAUUUUGUUAAGAAAAUCCAGGCUGUUCUCAUACACUGAUCGUAGCUAUACCUACGAAAAGUAAUGC